GCUCAGAUAUACCGAGUGAGCCCUGAGAAGCAGUCUCACAUCCUGACGGUGCAGCAGCCCGCAGCCUCAGCCAGAGAGUCCCAGCCGCUUUCAAUGGAGGAGAAGCCCAGCCAGCCACAGUCUCAGCAACAUCACAGCCACCACCAUCCGCACCAUCACCCCCAGCAGCAACAGCAGCAGCAGUCGCACCACCACCAUCAUUAUUAUUUCUACAACCACAGCCACAACCACCAUCACCACCACCAUCACCAGCAGCCUCACCAAUACCUGCAGCAUGGAGCCGAGGGCAGCCCCAAGGCCCAGCCAAAGCCGCUGAAACAUGAGCAGAAACACGCCCUCCAGCAGCACCAGGAAACGCCGAAGAAGAAAACAGGCUAUGGUGAACUAAAUGGUAAUGCUGGAGAAAGAGAAAUAUCUUUAAAGAACCUGGGUUCUGAUGAAGCCACCAACCCUAUUUCCAGGGUCCUCAAUGGCAACCAACAAGUUUUAGACACUAAUCUGAAGCAGACUGUAAAGUCCAGCACCUUUGGGAAAGCAGGAAUUAAAACCAGGAAUUUCAUUCAGAAAAACAGUAUGGACAAAAAGAAUGGGAAGUCUUAUGAAAAUAAAUGUGGAGAGAACCAAUCUGUAGACAAGACUGAUACCGUGGCAAUUCCAAAUGGUGUUGUAACAAAUAAUUCUGGCUAUAUUGCUAAUGGUUAUAUGGGCAGAGGAGCAGAUAAUGAUGGUAGUGGAUCUGAGAGCGGAUAUACCACUCCUAAAAAAAGGAAAGCUAGGCGCAAUAGUGCCAAGGGUUGUGAAAACCUUAAUUUAGUGCAGGACAAAAUAAUGCAACAAGAGACCAAUGUCCCAACCUUAAAACAGGGACUUGAAACUUUCAAGCCUGACUACAGUGAACAAAAGGGAAAUCGAGUAGAUGGUUCAAAGCCCAUUUGGAAGUAUGAAACUGGGCCUGGAGGAACAAGUCGAGGAAAACCUGCUGUGGGUGAUAUGCUGAGGAAAAGCUCUGAUAUUAAGCCUGGUGUGAGCAGCAAAAAGUUUGAUGAUCGGCCCAAAGGAAAGCAUACUUCUGCUGUUGCCUCCAAAGAGGACUCGUGGACCCUAUUUAAACCACCCCCAGUUUUUCCAGUCGACAAUAGCAGUGCUAAAAUAGUUCCUAAAAUAAGUUAUGCAAGCAAAGUUAAGGAAAACCUCAACAAAACUGUACAGAACUCUUCCGUGUCACCAUCUUCAUCUUCAUCCUCUUCGUCAUCUACUGGGGAAACUCAGACCCAAUCUUCAAGUCGAUUAUCCCAGGUCCCUAUGUCAGCGCUGAAAUCUGUUACUUCGGCCAGCUUCUCUAAUGGGCCAGUUUUAGCAGGGACUGAUGCAAGUGUGUAUUCUCCUGGGGGUCAGCCACUGCUAACUACUGCUGCUAAUACUCUAACACCCAUCUCUUCUGGGACUGAUUCAGUUCUCCAAGACAUGAGUCUGACUUCAGCAGCUGUUGAACAAAUUAAGUCCAGCCUUUUUAUCUACCCUUCAAAUAUGCAAACUGUGCUGUUGAGCACAGCACAAGUGGAUCUACCCUCUCAGACAGAUCAGCAAAACCUGGGGGAUAUCUUCCAGAAUCAGUGGGGUUUAUCAUUUAUCAAUGAGCCCAGUGCUGGCCCUGAGACUGUUAUUGGGAAAUCAUCAGAUCAUAAAGUGAUGGAGGUGACAUUUCAAGGGGAAUAUCCUGCCACUUUGGUUUCACAGGGUGCUGAAAUAAUCCCCUCAGGAACUGAGCAUCCUGUGUUUCCCAAGGCUUAUGAGCUGGAAAAACGGACUAGUCCUCAAGUUCUGGGUAGCAUUCUAAAAUCUGGGACUACUAGUGAGAGUGGAGCCUUAUCCUUGGAACCCAGUCAUAUAGGUGACCUGCAAAAAGCAGACACCAGUAGUCAAGGUGCUUUAGUGUUUCUCUCAAAGGACUAUGAGAUAGAAAAUCAAAAUCCUCUGGCGUCUCCUACGAACACUUUGUUAGGCUCCGCCAAAGAACAGAGAUACCAGAGAGGCCUAGAAAGGAAUGAUAGCUGGGGUUCUUUUGACCUGAGGGCUGCUAUUGUAUAUCACACUAAAGAAAUGGAAUCUGUUUGGAAUUUGCAGAAGCAAGAUCCCAAAAGGAUAAUCACUUACAAUGAAGCCAUGGAUAGUCCAGAUCAAUGAAGGACCAGACUGCCUAUUUGUAACCUUUCUGCAGCAUUAGAGCCACCGUUCAUGGGGGACACAAGGCUUUUAUGCUCCUAGAUCUUCAACGCAGCAGAGGAACCAUAAGUAGAAUCACAGGAUAAUAUAUACAAAUAUAUAUAUAUAUAUAUAUACAUAUAUAUAUAUAGUUAUUUAAAAAAAAAGGCACCUGAAAGUAAUUAGACUUCUUAAGGAAUCAAAUUUAUUUCAAGAGACUACACAUGGUUAUUUAAUCUCUGGUACUGAAUAGUUUUUUUUCUUUUUUCUUUUGUUAGUUUUCGUUUUUAAGUGUGAAUGCAAGUGAUUAAUGAAUAUGGACUUAUUAACAAGCGUGGUUCUAAAGUUCCUGCUGUCAUCAACUUGGGCAACAAAUGACCCACUGGAAAGGCAAAUCCACUUAAAAGAUCUCUGUAUCUUGUUCUGUGACUAAAGUGAUACACUAAUCACGGGGAACCCAGAAUGAUUCAACAUUUUCCCCCACUCCUCCCUUGAUCUUUUGGUUAUACUAUGAGCCCUGCGAGAAUGCUGGAUAAAAUGCCUUGAAGUUUGCAGGGGUGUAUUUUUUUAGCGAAUAUGAUUUGCAUGUCUUGCCAGGAGUUAAGCAGCCUCUGUGGGGUGUUGGGGAAAUAUUUUCUUUCUUUCCUUUUAUUUUUUUGUGGGGUGGGGAUAGGGGAGGGCAUUGAAGUUCUACAGUUCUGGAAUAGUUGGUGGUACAUAGUUCACUUGGCUUUGGUUACAUAUUGGACUUUAAUAAGUAAAGAAUCCAUGAGUGUCAUUUAAAGAAAAGUUACAGAACAAACAAUUGGCUUUAGAUAUUUAAUAUGGAAAAAUACUCCUGUGCCCAUAUUUUAAUGUAAUUGUGUAAGUGGGAGCAAAAAAUACAUUCUGCUUUUCAACUGUAGGUGCUCCGGACUUGCUCUCUGUCACUAACACUAAAUGUGCUGUUUUUCUUGUUUUUCAUCAAACAUCUGAAGAGAAACUUCUAUACCUUUCUGUAAAUUCUCUUUUAAUUUCUCAGAAAUAAUCUAAAGGGGGAAGAAAAAAGUCCAUGAAAACUAUGAAACUUCAUGUUUUUAGCCAGUGAGGAGGUAAUAAAUCCUGCCUAUAGAAGGUGUGUUUCCAUUCAGACUAUACUUCUGAGCUUAUUAGCUUCUAAUUAUAUCUUAAUAAAUAUAUUUUAAUACUAAAGCAAAUGGGUUUUUUAAAGAAAAUAAUGUGAAAUUCUGGAAAUUUUCUUUUGGGCAGAGAAGAGCAUUAGCCCUGUCUUAUCAUCACAUUACCAUCCUGUUGCACUGCAGCUUGUAUAUAGCAUGCUAAAAUAAAUUUUUUUGUGUGUGCAGAAACUAAGGGUCCAAUUUAAGAUUGGGUGGUGUUAGUGGCAUAAAAACAAGUUCUCUGGCCUGACAUAGCGUUGCGUCACACACACACAGAAAUUAGUAUAUCCAUGUAUGUCAAAUACAGGUUAAAAUAGCAGGGCAUUUAUAUAGAGAGAUGUAGUCUUCUAAUAAAAGUAGACUGGAUCCCCAGGGGUAUUUGGGGAGAAAGUAACUACUUUUGCUCAACCCUUUUGCUUAAGAAAUGUCCAGUUUUGAGCGACCGUAGUAUGGAUGACUUUUCUUGUUUUGUUGAUUAUUUGAGGCUUUUAACAAGUAGUUUGUGAAAGAAGCUGUUGGACUCAGCAUAGAGUAGAGAAAAUAUCUUUAUAGUCUGGAUUUCUGCCCUGCUUAGAUUUUAAAAGUAUAAGCAUGGAUUGCCAAUUCCACUUGAUGUAAACAAAACUUUUAUACAUAAUAUAUAUAUAUAUAAUAACUUAUUGUAUCAGUCCAGGUUCAGAAACUUGUGGUAGGCCAGUUCCAGAUAGUUUCAUUUCCCCUGUAAACUGUAUCACUUUUACAGAUAUUGUAAUUUUCAAAUGUAUAAUAUGUUUACAGAUGUGCCCUGCAUUUAGUUUGCCUUGUUCUAUUUUGAUUUUUGUUGAGUCUCCUGCCUGCUUGCCAAAAGCUAGGAUGCUUCAGGCCCAUGUACAAUUGAAAGCAGAGGCAUCCUUGAGCUUUAAAGCAUUGAACAAACUGGAAAAUGCAUCAUACCACAUACUGAAGUGAAAGAAGUCUGUGUUUUUGUGUUUUUUUUUUUAAAUAAAAAUUUUCAAAAGGUUAAAAAAAAGAGAUACAAGGUUGAUUAAAGGAAAAAAAAAAAGGCUCCAGUUUGUUUUACAGGUUUUAAAGUUCUGCUGUGUGUUCAAUUGCUUUGUGUAACCACUUGUCGCCUUAGGGCCAGAUUCUCUCCCUCUCCCCUUGUCACCCUCCUUUUUUUAAACAUCCAUUUUGCUUACCUGGAAUUUGAAAGCUCUUCUGUGUCACAACUCACAAGAAACUUUCUGGGUUUGUGAUAUACAGAGGUUGAAUGAAUAUAUAUUUUAAAAGGAAAAAACAAAAAACAGCCCGCAUCUGAAUUUUUAAUUUAGAAGCAACACUUACUUGAAAAUAUCUUUUGAAAGUUGUCAUUGCUUUCCUACUUCCCUUCCAUAUCCCUCAGGCCUCCAUGUUUAGAGAAGCCAAAAAGAGAAUGUACCCCCAUCUCUGUGUUUGUCCAAAGGUUUUUGAGUCUCACUUCUAAAUGAAACAAUGCAACAUUUCACUUUGAUUUCCCCACUGAAAUUUCCUUGAUUAUAUGGUUAGAGGUAUAGAGUUAGGGAUGUCUCUUAACCUUCUGGAACCCUAGUGCCCCGUCAUAUUAACUGUCAGUAUUUUGGGGGCAUUGGGUUAAUGGACUUACUUGCCUAGGUACAAGCAGGACUUUGAGACAUGUCUCCUUUGUGCUGUUUGGUAACACUUAACUCUACUUGUCGCAAUCUUUCUUAGGUCCUCACACAAUUCCUUACAGAGCACUUAUUAAAAAAAAAAAAUCUUAAGAGUUGAUGUUUUCUGAUUAUUUUGUGUAAGCUUCAGCUGUGAUUAAUUUAGCACAUUUAAAUAACAUUGAUGUGUUAUUGUUCGGUAUAAAGAAUUUUUCUUCAACUCAGAGUAUUAGUACUGUAGCAUAAACCAAAUACAGUCUAGAGGGGAUUUUUAACAUCCCUCCAUUAUAAAGACUGAAAAGGUAUGUGUCUGUGUGUGUUUGUUGAGUGCUUGUGUGUGUGAGAGAGAAGGAGAUAUUAAAAAUUAGUAAAUGAAUGUGUGUAAGACAUUAUAUUAGUAUUCAGAGAAUGAACUUGUAUUUAUUUUGUGCCAUUUGUUUUCAUUACACAGAAUAAAGUCAGGUGGUUUUAAUCCUUAAAAGGGUAGUAUUUGAAAAAUGGCACUAAGAAUGAAAUCAUGACCUAUUUUUUUAAUAGCUAUGAAGAUACUAAUUAAGGAUGAAGAUUUCUUUUUAAAUCUGUCUUGAUUGUAGGUGUCUGUGUCACAUACCACUCUCUUGUAGAUGUCUUGAAUAAUUCCCCUUCCCCACAAAAGACAGGGUGUAUUUAUCCUUCUCUUCAUUCACCCCACUUUGCUGAGCUGAAGUUAAUUCCAUAGCCUUUCCUCUGACUUCAGUAAUAAUGAGCUUUCACAUACAGUGUAUUUACAGCAUCUGUAGUUAGCCCUUCCUCCUCCUCUACUUUCUAGGAGGGGAUGGACAAGAACUAGGAAUUUGUUAAUGGCAGUUUGUUUUUCCUUAAAGUAAAUGGCUGGAGAGGUUUAGAAUUUUGCUGUUUUCCUUAAUCAUCUGCUUACCCUAAUCAUCACAGAAUCUGCAAAACCUUUAUAAAGGAAAAAAAGUGCUGCAUUGUUUUUUCAAAUAACAGUUUCUAGGGAAAAUAUGACAAACCUCAAUGAGUGUUGUCCACAGUACAAAAUGUGUUUCUUUCACAAAACAUUACAUAGCAGUGGUAGUUCCAUGCUUGGUUGUUAGGCUUGUUGCUAACCCAGUUGGAGGCAUCUAAUGGUUUAUUUUUUGCUGUAAACUUUUUUAGUGAAAUUGUAUGUCAUGUACCAAAUGGCCACAGUCAAGGAAAUUUAGAAGAGGACUUUGAUUUUAAAUUCCUCUAAAUAAGGAGGAAGUCAUUCUUUCAAGGCUUUCUUCCUCAAGUUCUAGAAGUAGAUUAAAAGUCCACACUUUCCAAGGAUUAUGAGAAUAGUUAUGCCACUGAGCCAUAUCCUCAAAUAACACAUGAUCCCUCUUGUAUACCUGUGCUAACUGUGUAAAACAGACACUAUAGUGGGAUAAAUACAUAUGAUCAGGUCUGUUAAUGCUGCACCAGUUGUAGAUUCUGAUCAGGCAGUGUCUUUUAAUAGUCCUACCCUUAAUUUUACUGUUGAAUUUUUAAAAGAAAGGGUAGAAUUUGCUCAGCUUUUUUCCCCAAAAAAUGUUGGUAUUUGUUUAAAGGGGAGGGGCAGAGGAUAAGACUAAAAGAAUAAUAGCUGCUUUAUGUUUGCAGAGAUGCAUUAGGUUAUCAUUAGUUCUUAAUAUUGAUGUUAUUUUCAUUAAUGUAAUUGACAGAGCACCAGGAUUCUUUUAUAGUGAGAAAGAUGGGCUUCUGCUUUAAGUAUCUUAAAAUGUUUCUUUUUAAAUAUACAUCAAUCUGUUCAGAUGUGUGAGAACCAGGACCACCCUGGGUUGAUUUAAAGAAUGAUGAAUCAUUGGCUUCACUCAAAAGCAAAAUUUCACUUCACUCAAAAUUUACCGAGUUUUAAAUUUCACACCAUUUUGCUACUCAAGAAGGGUCGUAUGAAUAAAUAGAGUUUUAAAUUGUCUACACAAUAAAAACACCCAGUGAAGCAUGAAUGGUAUAUUGCUUUUGCAUUACUGGGAGUGUCAAAUAGCAGUUAUGUGCUAGAAACCUAUGGAGCAGCCAUCCUCACAAGUGGGUGUGCUGAUUCAGACUUCCCUAUUUAUCCAUAAGAUUUUAUGUCCAGAGUUCUAAAGCCAUUUUAUAGUACUGCAGUAUCCCUUUUCUACAGCCUUAUUAAAAUAGCUACAGACAUUUAUUUUCCAGUUCAGUUUCACUUUGAUUGCAUAUCAAAAUUUUACUCUGUAGACCAACAAAACCAACUUGAGGUAAAUUGCAGAGCUUUCCAUAAAUCCUUUUCUCCUCAGGUGCUAAACAAAGGCUCCAAAAAUGGAUACUGCUUUAGUAAUGUCUGCUUUAUUCUUAAAUCUUUCUUUUGCUAGGUGUAAAGAUUUGGUGUUAACAGAAGUGGUUUAAUAUGUAAAUAUGAAUGAAUGCCUUUAGUUUGCCCCUGUUUGUCUGUUUCCUUUAUCCUCGGUGGAGGAGGAUCCUUUCAUGAUACUGAAUACAUUUCAUUAGGUAUUGUUGCAUUUUUAGGAUAAGAAUACAACCAUUUUCUGUCUUGGAUUAAUCCUGCUGCUGCUAUGAGAAACUGAAAAAUCAAGAAUGUGAUGCACUUUUUACAUUACUAUAUACCAUACCUUUAUAGGUUGCUUUGAUACCUUUCCUGUAGCACAGCCACUAACAAAAGUGAAUGGAUUUAAAAAUUCUCUUUGGGAGGGAAUCAGUACAAAUUAUUUAUGGUAUUGGCCUAUGAAGGACAUUAACUUAGGAAAAUACAAAUUCUGUUAGUAUUACACGUUUUGGCCUUAAAAUGUCUUCUACUACUGAAAAUCCUUUAAAUCUUAAUUUUGCUUCUGUUAUUCCCUCUGCCUCAAAAAGAGGAGUUGGGAAGAAUGGCUUAAAGGAAGUAGUAUCAUUGGUUUGUUGCU
Physeter macrocephalus (sperm whale) is the source of this 7905-nucleotide messenger RNA. It is a transcript of the gene NUFIP2, whose product is annotated as nuclear FMR1 interacting protein 2. The record is from RefSeq and is a predicted model, not a curated record. Gene Ontology annotation, cellular component: cytoplasmic stress granule; nucleoplasm. The coding region runs from base 94 to 2184 and encodes 696 amino acids. The transcript is spliced from 4 exons. NCBI's taxonomy places the organism in Eukaryota, Metazoa, Chordata, Mammalia, Artiodactyla, Physeteridae. Gene Ontology annotation, molecular function: RNA binding.